CAUUUUUUUUUUUUCUAUAGUGAAUUUACUAAACGUCUACAACAUUGACACGGUGACACGAUAUUAUUAUUCGCUAAAUUAUUGUGAGUUUCUGUUGCUCACUACUCAGUUGAGAGUUUGUGAGGUGCUGCAGUCGCAGAACGUGGUUUAUCUUUAAUAAUACAUAUAUCAAUGUCAACAUCAGUAUCGUGAUCGUUAUAGAUUUAAAAUUAAUAUUAAUGAUCUACUCCUUUUUCAAGAUUUAUUUGAUUCGUUAAAAAUGCUAUCAUCAAAAAGUUAUUUGGCUAUGAAAAUAUUUUAAUUAGCUGUUAUUCGAUCAAGUUUUUUUAACGUGUACAUACCUAACUUAUGAGUUGGUGCCUAUGGAGGAACCUAUACAGCUAUCCAAAAAUCAGUUUGUUUUAGAUCGUUUCAAUAUCGUACAUCAGUUUAUCAAAUCAAACAAAAUUCGAAUUGGCAAUAUGAAUAUCAGAUUACAAUCGACGCGUUACCUAACAGGACUGAUAACUUUAGGCUUUGUAGUAUUGUUCUUUUUCGUAUUUACGUCCCACCAUGUCCACAACGACCACAACCGUAUUCCCGAUCCAGAAUCUCCAAUUCCGCCAUCGAGUAUGCCGAUGGGUUUAUACACAAAGAUCGGUGUUGUAUCCAACGGCGGACCGUGCGCACAAAUCGGAGUGGAGGUGAUGUCAAAAGGAGGAAAUGCCAUUGAUGCAGCAAUAGCUACAAUGUUGUGUGAUGGAGUUCUGUGUCCCGAGUAUAUGGGUAUUGGUGGAGGAUUUUUAAUGAGUAUUUACAACGCGACGACCAAAAAAGUGAUGACGAUCAACGCGCGUGAAAUAGCUCCUGCUGCGGCGACUACAUCAAUGUUUGUUGAAGAUCCAUUGAAAUCUAUAUACGGAGGAAUGGCAGCUGCAGUUCCAGGGGAACUCAAAGGCUAUUCAACAAUUUAUAAUUUAUAUGGUGGUGGCGUUUCGUGGGAAUCGUUGUUUGAACCAACUAUUAAAUUGUGUAAAGAAGGCAUGACAAUCAGUAAACGUUUAGCAAUGAACUUGUAUAAUCACGAAGACUUGAUAAAAAAUGACUUGUUGCUCAGAGAAGCGUUUUUUAAUGAAAAAACUGGACAUGUAAAAACUGCUGGGGAACAGUAUACUUUUCCAAAGUUAGCAGAAACAAUGAAAAUUAUAGCAAAAGAAGGUGUAGAUGCCAUAUAUAAUGGUUCGUUAACAUCUAAGUUAUUAGAAGAUUUAAAAGAAGUGAAUGGAAUAAUCACAAAAGAAGAUUUAGCCAAUUAUACAAUUGAAAUCAAAGAUUCUUUUCCAGUAAACUUAAAAAGUGGACAUACAAUACAUGUGGGACCACCGCCUAGUUCUGGUAUCAUAUUGGCAUACAUACUCCGAAUAUUGGAUGGGAUAUUACCAGCACCUGAUAAUGGUUUAGACGCACAUCGAUUUGUGGAAGCUUUCAAAUUUGGGUUUGGGGCAAGAACCCAUUUAGGAGAUCAUAAAUUUGUUGAUGUGUCUCAUAUUUACGAUAAAGUAAAAUCAGAUAGUUACAUUAAUAGUAUUCAAAAUAAUAUAUCUGAUAGUUUUACUUCGUCAGAUCCAAGAUAUUAUGGAGCUGAUUACGAUAUGCCAGAGAAUCACGGAACUGCUAACAUUGUUGUAACGGAUUCAAUGGGCAAUACUGUUGUAGCUACAAGUACAUUAAAUACUUACUUUGGUUGUGGUUUCAUGUCUCCUAGUACUGGGAUACUUUUAAAUAAUGAAAUGGAUGAUUUCUCUACUCCUGGAGUUAUCAACUAUUAUGGUAUUCCAUCUUCACCCGCCAAUUUCAUCGAACCAGGCAAGCGACCAAUGUCUUCAAUGUGUCCAACUAUAUUUACUGAUAAAAAUGGUGAUUUUGUUCUUGGAGUGGGAGCUGCAGGAGGUUCAAAAAUCACUCUUGCUACUGCAUAUGUGUCUGCUCUCAAGUUAUGGUACAAUAAAACACUGAAAGAAGUGAUAGACAAACCUAGAAUUUAUCAUCAACUUAUACCUAUGGAAGUUCAAUAUGAAUACGGAACAACUAAGGAUAUAGUAAAGAGACUUAUGGAUAUUGGCCAUUCAGUCAUUAGGUUGAAUAAUGGAGCAUCAGCGGUUACAGCAAUAGCUAAAACUUCUUCAGGGAUGUUUGAAGCCAUGCCAGAUUUUAGACGGCCAGGAAAUUCAUCUGGAAAUUAAUUCAAUAUUAUGUUUUAUAUUGAUUGAAUUUUAAAUUUGUUGUAUGAAGUACACCUAGUAUGUUCCUAAAAUAUUAUUAUACCUAACCAAAAAAGUACUAUGAUCCGGCUUUUUGUAAUUUUGUUGUGUAUUUAAAAAUAUUUAUUGACGUAUUUUUACUGUGCAAUUUAGAUUAAACUUAAGUUCCACAUCCAUUUACAAUUAUUUAUUUUUAUGAAAUAUUU
Molecule: messenger RNA, 2446 nt
Organism: Diuraphis noxia (Russian wheat aphid)
Lineage: Eukaryota; Metazoa; Arthropoda; Insecta; Hemiptera; Aphididae
Product: scoloptoxin SSD14-like
Biological process (GO): glutathione catabolic process
Cellular component (GO): plasma membrane
Molecular function (GO): glutathione gamma-glutamate hydrolase
Source: RefSeq, a predicted model, not a curated record